Molecule: messenger RNA, 1437 nt
Organism: Bipolaris victoriae FI3
Lineage: Eukaryota; Fungi; Ascomycota; Dothideomycetes; Pleosporales; Pleosporaceae
Product: carbohydrate-binding module family 50 protein
Exons: 4
Coding region: 1-1437 (478 amino acids)
Source: RefSeq, a predicted model, not a curated record
AUGUUGUCUUCAACUGCCUGUCUACUCUUGAUCGGCGGCUUCUUCCAGGGAGCCGUGUCAGCAGCCCGCAUCUUGCCUCGUGAUGGACCGACUCCAGCGUUGCCUUAUGCGGAUGACACCACCAAGUACUGCAUUUGGUGGCUCGACUAUGAGUCUGGCGGGUCCUGUGCGGAUAUGCUUGAGGCCAACUUGAUCAGCCUUGAUGAGUUUCGUCGAUGGAACCCUUCUGUAAACGCGGACUGUGGCAACCUGGUUGUCGGAAAGUCGUACUGCAUUGAGACCGCCGAUGAGCCGGUAGCCUCUGAUCCGGCUCCGGCUCCGGCUUCGAGCUCUACUUCAUCUGUACGGUCGUCAGCUGUGCCCACGCCCUCGACAUUCACAACCUCGUCGGUGCCUGUGGUCACAAGCUCUGCAAGCAGGUCAACGCCACCAUCAACGACCACGACCACCAGCGCCGGAAAUGGAGUGGAAACUCCUCAGCCCACCCAGCCUGGCAUGGUUUCAAACUGCAACAAAUUCCACUACAUCGACCAGAACACUGUUUGUAGCCAAGUGCUUAGCUACCAGAAGAUCUCGGUUGCAGACCUCUUCAGGUGGAAUCCAUCGGUCAACGCGGAUUGUACCGGACUGCAGAAGUUGGUAAAUGUCUGCGUCGGUGUCAUCGGCGGCUCCACGCCAACGCCUAGUACUACUACACCUACGCCUACUCCCACCGCCACCAAGGGUAACAACGGCGUAGAGACCCCUCUACCCACCCAACCAGGCAUGGUUUCCAAUUGUGCCGUCUUCCAUUACAUUGGCCCCAACACGGUCUGUAGCCAGGUCCUCAGCUACCAGAAGAUUUCAAUGGAGGAUCUCUACCGAUGGAAUCCCUCGGUCAACGCCGAUUGCACAGGCCUGCAGAAACUAGUCAACGUAUGCGUCCGCGUCAUUGGCGCCACAACGACUACCCCUAAGCCCAGCACCAUCACCACCGCAGGAAAUGGAAUUCAAACGCCUCAGCCGACGCAACCAGGCAUGGUCGCAAACUGCAACAAGUUCCACUUCAUCAACCAGGGUGUAGUAUGCAGCCAAGUGAUCAGCUACCAGAAAAUCACCCGCGAAGAUUUCGUCAAAUGGAACCCCACCGUCAACGACGAUUGCUCCGGCAUGUGGGCCAAUGUCAAUGUGUGCGUUGGCGUCAUCGGAGGAGGUGCAUCGUCGCCGACACCUACUACUACCACGAGCCCGGCCAACGGCAUUCAGACACCGCAGCCCACACAACCUGGCAUGACUUUGAAUUGCAAAAAGUUUCACUAUGCCGCCGAGGGCGUCGUCUGCAGUCAGCUUACCAGCUACAACAAAAUCAGCCUGGCUGACUUUGUAAAGUGGAACCCGGGUGUUGGAAGCGACUGCAGGACAAUGUGGGCAAACACUUAUUUCUGUGUCGGUGUUUGA